UUAUAAAAUAUUAAAAAUUAAAUACUCAUGGGACUUGCGCCCCAUGCCUCGUGGCUUACGCCUCGCUGAGGCAUAUGUAAAAUGCCUCGCCUUACGCCCACCCCUUUUAAAACAUUGAUCUCUAUAAGGUAGGGGUAAGGUCUGCCUACACACUACCCUCUCCGGACCCUAUUUAUGGGAAUACACUAGGUAUUUUGUUGUUGUUGAUGUCUCUAUAUACAUUGCUCAUAGUUGUCGCCAUUUCAAAAAAGCAGGGAGCAUGGCAGCCAUCUUUGAAUAUUUCAACUGUCUUAACAAGUAUAGGUUUGUUACUGAGUGAACCAAAUCCUGAUGAUGGGUUAAUGCAUGAUGCGAGCAUGGAGUACAAAUAUAAUAGACAAGCUUUUGACCAGAAGGCAAGAUCAAUGACUCAAAAGUAUGCUAGGGCUGGAGCAAGUGAUUUUGGUGGUCGUGACCAAGAAAUCCAAACUCUUACAAAUGCAAGAGAAGGACAUGUUGAAGCCAAAGAAUCACAUUUACCAAAAUUUGAGGUCCCUGGUCAUUUUGUAAACCAUAAGAGUUUAUGUGGACUCAGCAGAAAGUUGUCGCUAGACUCUGCUGGACGAGCACAAAGGCAUAAUGCUGAGACUGUGAGUGAAGUGCCUCUUGAUCAUAUCUUAAAUAAGCAGAUGGAAGUUAGUAAACAAGCUAUGGAAGAACUGCGUAUUAAGAGUAACUCGAAUCAGGAUAAAGUACAAAAGAGCACCACGAAACCAUCUUCAGAAAUUGUUAGUCCAUCUAAAUUUAGGAAUGAUGAGAAGAAGGAUAAAGAGAAAUGUUCUACCAGCUUGGAACCCCAAAGUAUUUUUCUGAAUUAUGCAGAUAUACAGCCAUUGCCACUGGCUAUAAGAAAUUCUGGCAAAACUGCUAAUCCAAAUAAUGACUUGAGAAAUGUCAGCAUGAACGAGAGUACAAAUAAGCUGUUGGUAAAGUCAACUGAUUUCAGCCAAAAAAAUGAGGAUCUUGGAAAAUUGCAGUUCAAGCCUCAGUUCUCAGCCCAACUUCAGUCCACUGCAUCAUGUCAUACUCUUUCAUUGUCAAAGACCCCUGGUCAUUACAAUAAGCAACCUGACAAAAAUGCUGCUGAUCAAAACAGAAAUGGUUUCUCCACAAGGCACAAGAAGCUGGGUUUAACUGGUAGGAGACAUCCUUCCGGCACAUCCAGUUCAUCUCAACGUCCGCAGAAGGGUGACAAAGAGAACUUAGCCCCUUCUCAGGACCUACCCCUUUCAGGCUCUGACGCAUGUAUUGAUUCAGCGUCCAGUUUAUCUUUUACUUCACAAAUUGGUGAUUCUUGUGCUGCAUCAACAAGGAAGUCAUCUAAUCCAUGUGGGACAUCCAAGAAGCUGCCACUAGAAACUGUAGAGCACUUUGGAGAGGGUAAGGACAAUAGCUUUCAGAUGACAUCUCAAUCUGGAAAACAUUCCACAGCUCAAGUUAAUCAUCCCCUUUCGUGUGAGCAGCCCAACCAAGUCGAAGAUGAAUACUAUAACAGGAACAUCAAGCAACAGGAAAAAGAAUCACCAAAAUGUGAAGCAGUGAUUGUGUUGGACAGUGAGGAAAGUGAAGAUGAAAGGUCUCUUCAUAAAAGGUCCAAGUUGUCGCUAGUUCGAAAACAUGUGUCAGGUAAGCGAAAGGCUGAACUGUGGAUUUGACUCCUCCUUUUGUGAAGUAUUAAUGCUGUGGACGUAGUAAUAUUUGAAUACUAUGAUAUGUCCUGUUGGUCCUUUCGGCCUUCUGCUGUCAAAUUUUUGUCCUCUAAUAUCUUGGCCUAGUACUUUUAGGCAUAUUUCAAAUUUCUGCCAAAGGAAUAUGACUUAAUUACUUGGCAUGGUUAAAAAUUUGUGGCAUACAUGCUUUAUUACAAUUUUUUAAUCCAAUAACUCGAAAUGUUAGAAUUUUCA
This is a messenger RNA of Nicotiana tabacum (common tobacco), 1943 nucleotides long. The record is from RefSeq and is a predicted model, not a curated record. Lineage: Eukaryota; Viridiplantae; Streptophyta; Magnoliopsida; Solanales; Solanaceae.